AUGUCUUGCCAUUUCAACUUAUUGCCCCCGUCACGAAUGAUUGCCUUGAUAUAUGUUGAAAUCGAUUCUAAGAAGUUGCUUACGACUUGCUACACUCCAAGCAACUUUGUCUUUGAGGGGUAUAUCGAGACAAGUUCCCACAUGGAGGGGAAUAGAUUCACAUAUCAACAUCGUGACACGCCCAAACUGUGUUCCAAAGACUUCUUGAAUUCAACUCAAGCCUCAUCCAGAGAGGCUUUCUUCCUCUGUAUUUCUCGUGUCCCUGUCCAGUCCCGUCCCGUUCAUCCAUUUGGCCGAAGGAAACGACACCAAUCGUCAUCAUCCAUUUCGUUUCCCAUCUCUAUGCCGUUUCUCAAGUCCUUGACUACCAAGCCAGACCAAAUUUGCCCUCUGACCUUGCUUAAAACAAUAAUACAUACACAUACACUUCCCCAAUUAACACCAUUACAAUGCCUUUCCCAGAUGCAGAAACUUUUUUUCGAAACAAGAAACCAGCAGAGAGCACUCGUGACCCCGACUCAUGACAAAAGGGGUACUGUAGAGCCCGAAAGAGAAAAUAUGUACAGCUGA
This is a messenger RNA of Colletotrichum lupini, 570 nucleotides long. RefSeq lists its product as uncharacterized. The record is from RefSeq and is a predicted model, not a curated record. Lineage: Eukaryota; Fungi; Ascomycota; Sordariomycetes; Glomerellales; Glomerellaceae. The transcript has 3 exons. Bases 1 to 570 code for a protein of 189 amino acids.